GUAAAUACGGUGUAAUUAAAGAGGUUCUCAGUUGCUAUUAAUGACUACGCCGUAGUAAUUACAGAGUGAUUAAAGUCUCCGUCCCCCUCCGGCGUCCCCGUUCCUCCACCGGAUUUCGUUUCUGAAGGUCUCAGAGAGUGGGCAAAACCCAAAACAUAAUCUGAGAUGUCAAAGUUUACAUGGAGGAUCGAAAACUUCUCUCGCUUGGAUGCAGAAGAUCUUUACUCUCUCACCUUUGUUGUAAAUGAGAACAAAUGGAGGUUGCGUCUUUAUCCGAAAGGAUCCCAUACAAACCAACACUUGUCUCUGUACUUCAACGUUGGCUAUCCAUGUACCUUACCAAGAAAGUUCAUUGUAUCUCUUGUUAACCAGUUUGACUCCAACAAAACCAUCAAGAGAGAGUGUGAAUACACUUUCAAAUCUGGUAAAAGUAGUCUAGGUUGGCCAUCAUUUGUGGAGCUUGGUAAAUUUCAUGAUAAAAGUGAAGGCUAUCUUGUGGAAGACGCAUGUUUGAUUGAAGCUGAGGUGGAUGUUUCUCCAGAUUCCAAAGAUAUAGAUUCAGAUUCUUCCAUUGCCAAGGAUCCUAUAGAGUGCGUGUACAUUGAGGCUCUUUCAUUUCUUGAAUCCAAUUACAGUCCGGCGUCCAAUACUCCCACGUGUGAAAUGCACUGGUUUAUCAAAAGAAAUGCAGCUUUUGCAAUAAAAAUCCUCGACAAACUCGUGCCAUACCAUUUAGAUAAAUCAGCUGAUCUAAAGCAUGAAACUACAGUGAUGGGUUCUCUAUCUAAACGGACAGACCACCUUUAUCUGUUUAGUGAUCCACAGGCGAAAGAAAUUGUGAAGUUGAAAGCCAAUUUUCCUCAAAGAAUGCUAGAAUCGAGAGACUCUGUUCACAUCAAGAAGGACACCAGUGGGCAUCCCUGGUCUACUUUUGAGAAGACCAAAGAUCUGCUCCAAGAAUCUGUGAAAAUAGAAGAGGGAAUAAAGAUUGAAUUGGAGGAGCUUAUCAAGAAAGAAAAGGAAUUGGAAGCUCGGCUAGAGGCAAUGGAAAGCGAUAGUCUACAGCUCAAAAUGGAAAGAGAGGAAAUCCCAAAGCAAAUGAAGAUAGUUUGUUCUCUUGCCAAGGAGAAAGCUAGGAAAAUUGAAGAUAAAAAGCUGGAGGUGGGUUGUGCAAACCAACAACUGGAGCAAAGGUUGAAGUCAAAGUGGGCUGCAAUGAGACAUCUUUUUGCCUGAGAAAGAAGAAAACGGAUGGUCAAUAACACUCAACUCCCAAUAUAUCAUGCUUUUUGAUGGUAUUAUUACUAUUUUAUCUGGUCUUUAUCUAAUCUGGAGGCAUUCUGUUAAUGUUUUUUGGUGAUGUUGUCUCAAGACUAAUUGCUUUUUGUCUCUUUAGCUGUUUCUCUUGUUGAGAAUUUAGCCUAACUUGUAAACAUUGAAUCCUCUAAUUUUUGUCUAAAUUUGUUAUAAAUUCACUUGACCCAUUGAAUGUUGAUUCCUCCAUUUAUGAUCAACAAGCCUUUUAGUAUAAUCAAAUUAGGUUCUCUGU
Messenger RNA from Cuscuta campestris, 1549 nucleotides. Lineage: Eukaryota; Viridiplantae; Streptophyta; Magnoliopsida; Solanales; Convolvulaceae. The record is from the annotation of a GenBank genome assembly.